Molecule: messenger RNA, 3108 nt
Organism: Colletotrichum karsti
Lineage: Eukaryota; Fungi; Ascomycota; Sordariomycetes; Glomerellales; Glomerellaceae
Product: cytoplasm protein
Exons: 7
Coding region: 1-3108 (1035 amino acids)
Biological process (GO): oligosaccharide metabolic process; protein N-linked glycosylation
Cellular component (GO): endoplasmic reticulum membrane
Molecular function (GO): Glc3Man9GlcNAc2 oligosaccharide glucosidase activity
Source: RefSeq, a predicted model, not a curated record
AUGGUCGUAUUUGACGGGCACGAGUACCUCACCGAGGAGGAGAAGCGCCUCAAGGAAGACCGCAAGCGAGAGAAGUACUGGAAGAAAUGGGGUCCCUAUGUUGCCGAGCGACAAUGGGCGACCGUGCGUGAGGACUACAGUCCCGACGGAGACGCGUGGAGUCACUUUACCCACGACGACGCAAGAUCCCGAGCCUACAGAUGGGGUGAAGAUGGAAUCUCUGGUGUCUCCGACACCCACGGCUUCCAAAACAUUGCCUUUGCAUUCUGGAACGAGGAAGACGACUUUCUCAAGGAGAGGCUCUUUGGCCUCUCAAAUCCUCAGGGAAACCAUGGCGAGAGCAUCAAGGAAGCCCACUUUCAUGUUGACAACACACCUCACUCUUACAUGAAAUUCCUCUACAAAUACCCCCAGAAGAAGUUCCCGUACAAGGACCUGCUGGAGGAGAGCGCAAGGAGAGGCAAGGCCGACAAGGAAUACCAGAUCAUCGAUACCGGUGUCUUUGACGAGGACAGAUACUGGGAUAUCUUCAUUGAGACGGCCAAGGCGACUGACGACCCCGAGGAGAUCCUCUUUCGUGUAACAGCAUGGAACAGAGGCCCCGAUCCGGCGCCGCUCCAUAUUGUGCCGCACAUGUGGUUCCGCAACACUUGGGCCUGGGGUCGCGAGCCUGAAGACAAGAAGCCCUCGAUUGAGUCUUACGCCGAGAGCAUGGCCAAGUCCAAGCACCACAAGCUCGGCGAACGCUACCUGCUUCUGUCACCGUCACCCGGUGUCGGUUCCAGCGGGGAGGACGUGCUACCCAAAAUGUUGUUUACUGACAACGACACGAACUACGAGCUGCUGUAUAAGCAGAAGAACAAGACGCCCUACGUCAAGGAUGCUUUCCAUAGGUACAUCGUUGACGGCGAAAAGGGGGCUGUCAACCCGGAGCAAAAAGGUACGAAGACUGCCGCAUGGUUCAGUUUCAACGAGGACGGCGGCGUUGCUCCCGGCGAGUGUGCUGUCGUGCGUUUCCGUCUGUCCAAGAAGAACGAGACGUACUUUGACGAAGGGGAGUUUGAUGACCUGAUCGACCUGAGAAUCGCUGAGGCCGACGACUUCUACUACCGUCUCAGCCCUCUGCCGAUGGCUGAUGACCUGCGCAACAUCCAGCGCCAGGCGUUUUCCGGUAUGAUGUGGACAAAACAACACUACCUGUUCAUCUGGGACCAGUGGGCGAACGGAGACCCAACGCAGCCUCCUCCGCCCCCGGGUCGGAAGGACAUUCGUAACAGUCAGUGGAAGCACAUGCACUGCGACGACAUCCUGUCCAUGCCGGACUCAUGGGAGUAUCCUUUCUUCGCCGCCUGGGACAGUGCUUUCCACUGCAUUACCCUGGCGAUGAUGGAUCCUGACUUCGCCAAGAAGCAACUGGAUCUGUUUACUCGAGAGUGGUACUGCCACCCCAACGGACAAUUGCCCGCCUACGAGUGGAACUUUGGCGACGUCAACCCCCCGGUCCACGCCUGGGCCACAUUUCGCGUCUUCAAGAUCGAGCGCAAGAUGUACGGAAGACAGGAUCUGGACUUCCUUGAGAGAGUCUUCCAGAAGUUGUUGCUCAACUUCACCUGGUGGGUCAACCGCAAGGACGCCGAGGGCAAGAACGUGUUUGAGGGAGGUUUCCUCGGUCUCGACAACAUUGGUCUUUUCAACCGUUCUGAGCCCCUCCCCACUGGUGGCUCCCUGGAGCAGGCAGACAGUACGGGCUGGAUGGCCUUCUAUUGUCUCAGCAUGCUGAACAUUGCCCUCGAGCUGGCAAAGCACAGGCGUACCUACGAAGACAUCGCGUCCAAGUUUUUUGAGCACUUCAUCUUCAUCAGCGAUGCCAUGACAUUCAGAACUGGUCAGAAAGACGAGAAGUCGCUGUGGAACGACGAGGAUGGCUUUUACUACGAUGCCAUCUCCUGGGGUGGUCCCUGGAUCCAACAGCUUCCUGUUCGAUCCCUCGUCGGCUUGAUCCCGCUUUACGCGACCAUGACUCUCGAGCCGGAGUUGAUCAACAAGUUGCCUUCUUUCAAGAAGCGAGUAGACUGGUUCAUCGAGAACCGUUGUGACUUGGCUGAGAGAAACAUGGCCAGUAUUGCCAAGCGCGGUAAGGGCAACAGAAUUCUACUGUCUAUUGUCAGCAAGGACAGGCUCGAGAAGAUUCUCAAGCGCAUGCUUGACGAGGACGAGUUCUUUAGCGAGCACGGCAUCCGCUCUCUGUCCAAGUUCCACGAGAAAAACCCGUUCUCUAUGGAGGUCAACGGGCAGACAUUCUCCGUGGGCUAUGUCCCAGGCGACUCCGACAGUGGUCUGUUUGGAGGCAACAGUAACUGGAGAGGCCCCAUCUGGCUUUGCGUCAACUUUCUCCUGGUCGAGUCUCUCCAGCGAUUCUUCCUCUUCUACGGCCACGAGUUCCAGGUCGAAUGUCCCACGGGUAGCGGUGACUACAUGCAUCUGGGCCACGUCUCCGAAGAGAUUCAGCACCGUCUGCAACACUUGAUGUCUCGCAACGACGACGGCCGUCGCAGCAUCAAUGCCGGAAACGACUUGCUCGACUUCGACCCUCACUGGAAAGAUUACUUGUGGUUCUACGAGUUCUUUGACGGUGACUCUGGCCGCGGUCUCGGCGCCACCCACCAGUGUGGUUGGACCGGUUUGAUGGCAAGAAUGAUCCACGAUACUGGAAUCAGCUGUCGUCUUCCGCACACUCCCCGCACCCCUUCCGCCGGAAUGUCGCACUAUUUUGACGACAUUCUCACCCGUGAAAUCAAGCGCCGUGACUCCAACACCCCGGCAACCCCGGGUCCCAACGGCAAGCCCCGCAUGCGCAGGUCGUCGACGGCGCGGUCCAUCGGCGCGCGCAGUGACUUUGACAGCGACAUGAACGGCGCAGACGGUGACGAGGGGUCGCUCGGCAACUCCGUCACCUUGGAAGACCCGGAGAAGCUUCGGGAGAAGUUGAAGGAACGGUCGGAGGCGGACGCGCACAUGCACCGGUACAUCUCGGACCAGCUCGAGCGCUUCAAGGGCGACAAGGAGUAUGUCAACGGAGGUGACAACGAGUACGAGACCAGUGCCUAA